Messenger RNA from Penicillium egyptiacum, 303 nucleotides. NCBI's taxonomy places the organism in Eukaryota, Fungi, Ascomycota, Eurotiomycetes, Eurotiales, Aspergillaceae. The record is from the annotation of a GenBank genome assembly.
AUGAGCGCACAGCCUCCCGCAUCAGUCUCCACCUCCGGUCUCGUCAACGGCGCCAUGUGCCGCGCCUUCGCUGGAGGAAUCUUCAAUCUGAAGGCCAGCAUCGACCGUCGCGACCUCCUGGCAAGCACCUCUCCCCUCCCCCGCGACGAGAUCGAGGCCUUGAGCGAGCGCAUCUGGGAGACCAAGCUCGAGUUCGCCCGGGUGAUCCGCCACUGGCGGGACCCCGUCGGCCAGGGGAUCCUGGCCGACCUUUAUGAGAUGUUGAUUGGGACCCUGCCCAAUGAGGACGGAAUCAUCCCCUAG